Hibiscus syriacus is the source of this 1320-nucleotide messenger RNA. Its product is annotated as cyclin-D3-1-like. Gene Ontology annotation, biological process: regulation of cyclin-dependent protein serine/threonine kinase activity; mitotic cell cycle phase transition. The record is from RefSeq and is a predicted model, not a curated record. Lineage: Eukaryota; Viridiplantae; Streptophyta; Magnoliopsida; Malvales; Malvaceae. The transcript has 5 exons. The coding region runs from base 66 to 1133 and encodes 355 amino acids. Gene Ontology annotation, molecular function: cyclin-dependent protein serine/threonine kinase regulator activity. Gene Ontology annotation, cellular component: cytoplasm; nucleus; cyclin-dependent protein kinase holoenzyme complex.
CUUCUUCUUCACUGUUGUCCUAUAAAUGAAACCAACAUCUUAAAAAAAAGGUAUUAUUUCGGUGGAUGAAAAUGGCUUUCAAUUCUUCACUUCUUUUCGAUUCUCUUUAUUGUCCAGAAGAGAACCGGGGGCAAGAGGAAGAGGCUAAAGAAGAUUACUUUGUUGAAGCAGACGACGAACUUUCUGGGAACCCUUUUCCAGUCUUGUUUGAACAUGACUUGUUCUGGGAAGACGAUGAACUUUCCUCUUUACGUUCAAAGGAAGAGCGGAAUCAACUGUUUGAUACCCAGCAAACAAAUGGGAAUCUCGCCGGACCUCGCUUCGAGGCCGUUGAAUGGAUGUUGAAAGUCAAUGUUCAUUAUUCCUUCUCCGCUCUCACAGCCGUUCUCGCCGUUAAUUAUUUCGAUAGAUUCUUGUUUAGCUUCCGGUUCCAAAGCGACAAGCCAUGGACGAUUCAACUAGCUGCUGUUGCUUGUCUUUCUCUGGCAGCCAAAGUGGAAGAAACCCAAGUGCCUCUCCUACUGGACUUACAGGUGGAGGAGAGCAAAUAUGUUUUCGAGGUCAAAACUAUCCAAAGAAUGGAGAUUUUGGUACUCUCUACACUUCAAUGGAAGAUGAAUCCUGUAACCCCAAUUUCAUUUCUUGAUUACAUUGCAAGGAGGCUUGGGUUAAAGGGUCAUUGUUGCUGGGAAUUUCUUCGGAGAUGUGACCAAAUUUUGCUCUCUGUUAUUUCAGAUUCCAGGUUUUUGUGCUUCCUCCCUUCUGUAAUGGCCACUGCUAUAAUGCUGCAUGUUAUGGAUAUUGAACUAGAAUUCCAAAACCAGCUCUUAGGCAAGCUGGGAAUUGAUAAGGACAAAGUGGAUGAAUCCUGUAAGUUGAUAAUGGAAUUGGCAAGAGCAAGAGUUGAAGGCACCCGAUCAAACAAGCGCAGGUUCAGCUCGAUUCCGGGAAGCCCAAAUGGUGUAAUGGAUUUGUUCUUUAAUUCCGAUGGAUCGAACGAUUCGUGGGCAGUUUCAUCAUCGACCCUGUCUUCUUCACCUGAGCUUGUGUCCAAGAAGAUCAAGACUCAGCGAGAACAGUUCCUGGAAAGGCUCGGCCAUGCUCCAUCAGAUUUUCUCAGCAAUCCUCACUAAUUUCCAUCUUCAAUUUCUCACUGUGUAAUAAUAUUUCUGUUCCCAUCUCUGCUUUUUUUUUUUCCAACCAAAACAUGAUUUGAGACAAAUUUCAGCUUGUGAAACUCAAAUGUCUCUUUAGGGAGUGAUUGGUUGGUGAGAAAAUUACAAGUAGAGAUGGCUUGCAUUUUAUCCGGAAGAAGUUAAC